AUGCAGCGACAGCAACAACAACUGCAGCAGCAGCAGCAGCAAGCGACGAAAGGGAGCGGCAAGGUAGAGACGCAAGAGAAGCAACAGCAGCAACAACAACGCCAGCAACAGCAGCCGCAGCAACAGCAGCAGCAACAGCAGCAGCAGCAGCAGCAGCAGCAACAGCAACAGCAACAGCAACAGCAAACGCUGCAGCAGCAGCACCAACAGCUGCAACGCCCGCAGCAGCAGCCUCAGCAGCAGCACCAGCAGCAUCAGCAGCAUCAGCAGCAGCAUGAGCGGCACCAUCACCACCACCACCACCACCACCAUCAGCAGCAGCAGCAGCAACAGCAGCAACAGCAGCAGCAGCAGCAUCUCCACCACCACCAUCAUCACCACCCCAGCAACAGCAGCAGCACCAGCAGCAGCAGCAGCAGCAGCAGCAGCAGCAGCAAGGUCUCCACUGACAGCAGCAGGAGUUUUCGCUGCUGA
Eimeria mitis is the source of this 474-nucleotide messenger RNA. RefSeq lists its product as uncharacterized. Bases 1 to 474 code for a protein of 157 amino acids. The transcript has 2 exons. Lineage: Eukaryota; Apicomplexa; Conoidasida; Eucoccidiorida; Eimeriidae. The record is from RefSeq and is a predicted model, not a curated record.